AUGACUGUGCUUGGGCCCAUUCCGUGGAUCGAUGUUCAAGGAAAUAAUGCCGCAGUUUCUGUAAGGGAUGCCUUACCUGUGGAGAUAUGUCUUGUCGUGACACAACCAGUUGAAUACUCGACACACGUGCGUGACUUCGAUUCUGAUCGUAUUGCAUCUUCGCAGACUCAGCACCCCCAAAAUGCUGAGUCAGAAGGGAAUACAUCGAACGAUGUUUCGGUCGGCACUGAGCUCGAACCGCCUGCCAAUACACGUUUCAUGUUAAUCACCCCACCGCCGACGCCUGUAUCUGUUACACCUGAAAGCUCAAAUGCAUCAUCUUCCGAGGAUCCGCAUAGCCCAACUACUGUUCCUGCUGUUCCUGCGCGCAGUCCCACACUCACCGCUGCGCCAAUUGUUCCCGCUGUUACUCCUGCUGUGAGCCUGACUAUUGCUGUGCUGAACUCGACGCAACUGGCUGCAGUCGCUGACCGACACACCGCACUACUGUUACCAUGCAAUGUUAAGAAGAAUGUUUCUACAUUGCCCCCAUCCACCGUUAGUUCACCGCCGUAUUCCCCGACUGGACAUGCUGCGCUCGACCUUGCCAUUAAAGAAUUGCUGGUGAUGCCCGAUCAUGUGCUUAACCAACCCGCCUGCCGACUUUCUCGAUCGCCAGAUACAACCGCACCUGUUCCGCUGCUGCCCAUUUUACCAGUGAAAGAUCUCCUUUAUCCCCCUUCCCCUUCCUCCGAUAUCAUAUCUCUCACCACUACGAUCGAACAUCAGGAAACGAUGAAGGACGCGGAAAUGACUGACUCAGACACCUUGGAGUCAAUUUCGAAAGCUGAAUGGAUCGCUGCUGUCACGCCAGAGAAUAAGUCGUACAUCCUUGCUCCCUACCUUGGUGUGCACCGCAACAUGAUUCAACUCAAGAAUGAACUGUACAUGCACGCUAAGCUGUACGCUCCACCAUUUUCGUUUGAUCAAACCAACGACUUUCACCACACAUUCAUAGUCGCCUUUCAUGCCGUUAUGUCCCGCGCAAAUAUUGACAGUCUUGAAGAUAGUAAAGAGAUGAAGGACCCCUUCGCUAUGCGCAUUGCCGCCAUGGUUCGCCAGCGUCACGACUACUCCGCGCACUAG
This is a messenger RNA of Sparassis crispa, 1125 nucleotides long. RefSeq lists its product as hypothetical. The transcript has a single exon. NCBI's taxonomy places the organism in Eukaryota, Fungi, Basidiomycota, Agaricomycetes, Polyporales, Sparassidaceae. The record is from RefSeq and is a predicted model, not a curated record. Bases 1 to 1125 code for a protein of 374 amino acids.